Messenger RNA from Colletotrichum lupini, 879 nucleotides. RefSeq lists its product as uncharacterized. The record is from RefSeq and is a predicted model, not a curated record. NCBI's taxonomy places the organism in Eukaryota, Fungi, Ascomycota, Sordariomycetes, Glomerellales, Glomerellaceae. Bases 1 to 879 code for a protein of 292 amino acids. The transcript has 12 exons.
AUGCCCAACCAGAGCUGGGAACUCGUUCAAUCGAGCAAUUGGGACGCCACGAUCUGGACCUUGCGUGCCGCGCCGUGCCAAGAUGAAAAAGCCAGUGUUUCGUUCUCUGUGCUUCGUAUCCCGUAUCACUUCGGAUACAUGUGCUCGGAGGUUCAUGAGCCCAUGAAGUCCAUUCUGAGGAAGAAGAAUAUCGGAAAUGACAUUGGGCAGCGAGUCUCUGGCGUUGCGAGUCGCGAGUCCGUUCCUUGCGAGGUGGACGAGGGCGAGUGGACGGUUGAUGUUGAGAUGUGCUGUCGUUUCUCGUCUCUCAUCUCUUGGUGUACGCAGUACGAUCGGGAGGUGGCAAGUCCCGAGAUAGCAUCGCUUAGCACCUGCCCCAGGUGGGCAGACCUGAGGAGAUCAGGUGCCAUCCCUGCACUGCCCACUAUCAUCUACCCGACAUCUUUUGCAGGUGAUCCGUGCGCAUGUUCCUACCUGCUACCCCACCUUCCCAGUACCUCAGCGCCUCACCAACACUUCACCUCCAGUCAGGAGGACCGCUUCAAGGAACCUCAGACGCUAAAAAUGAAGAUAUUAAUUUUUGAGACUCAGAAGAAGAAGAAAAAAAAAUUCACGUAUGCCUUGCAUGUCGAUAUGGACUUGUUGGUUAUCUUUGAAGCAUCCAGCCUGUCGCUACCUUUAGCGUUCAUCUUCACUCCGCUUCCCGGUCUGAGCGGCACUCCUGGUGGUCCAUCUCUGAGACUUUGGCAAGUCUAUUCCGCGCUACGCUUCGGCAGAGCGACGGAAGCGAGUCCUGGAGCGGGUCUAAUCCCCGGAAAAGCCCACAUCCACCUGCUAGUGAAGACUCCGUACCGCGUCAAGAUAGGCACACUAAAUUGA